AUGACAAAACUGGCUAACAAUAAACUUGACCAACACGAGAUUUCUGAUGAGAAUACUGUUCAAAUUAAAACUAUAGAAAUAGACGAUUUAAAGCAAGAUGAGAGUAAAAUGUCAGAUAAAGAAAAUUAUUAUUUUGAAGACAGUGAUGACAGCGUUAAAGAUCCUAAUUUCGAAACUGGAUAUGGGAAUGAAAGUUCUAACUCAGAUAGCAGCGCUGAUCGUCCGACUUCAAGAAAGCGUGUUAGACGGGUUUCUCAAUUAUUAUUAAAACAGAAGCAACAAACACAACCUUACGUAAAUACAGAUACUCCUGGCCAAUCGGUUUGCACCACAUCGACCUUUCCUAUAUCUAAAAAUAUUCCGCAGCAUAACCUGUCCACAUCCUCCGAUUCGUCUUCGUCGACUUCCUCGUCGAAUAGUAGCAGCAGCAGUAGCAACAGCACAGUUAGUUCUAAGUCAAGUUUAUCUAAAAAUCGCUGCAGUUCUAAUGAAAUAGUACCUGCAUCUCCGCCAUGUAAACAAGAAAAUAACGUAGUUGAAAAUGAAGUUCCUCAGUUAUCGAAGAGUCCAGUCCGUAAAUCUUGCAAAAACCGUAAAUGUUGUGUUAACGAAUGGUUGUCGAAUAAGGCAAAAACACUAAUAAAUACCGGAGAGUCCUACACUUCUCGUUCUAAAUCAAGAAAAAUUGUUCCUAAAUGGAGCUUAAAACCUCCG
Molecule: messenger RNA, 714 nt
Organism: Brenthis ino (lesser marbled fritillary)
Lineage: Eukaryota; Metazoa; Arthropoda; Insecta; Lepidoptera; Nymphalidae
Source: the annotation of a GenBank genome assembly